GCUCGUUAUAUAAACAUUAAAGAUGGCGGCGUCCUGUCGGUACCGUGCACUACUGAUCCGAACUUUGAGCAGGUUCGGAUGUUCUGCAGGACCCAGGCACAGUUACACAGCUUCUCAGAUUAUUCCUGAGGCAACAGACGUCUCGGCAUGCUGGGUAACUGUGAGAAGACAUGAAGCCACUAGGAGGAAGCUCCAUGAAGGUCCAGGAGGAGGAGAAAAAAGAAGAAUUCUGUGGGCAGCAGUUGCCUUUUCCCUUUUCAGCAGCACUGAGGAAGACGAGCGGGAUGAAUCUCAGAGGAAGGAGGACGAGAUGAUCCUGCUGCUGAAGAAGGCCAAGAUGGCGAACGUGGCCUACGUUCAGGGGCAGCUUGACAGUGCAGAGAAACUCUUUAAAGCAUCGAUGAGCUUCAUGCUGGCAGGUGGAACUCCACAGGAUGACAACGCCAUCAUCGAGAUGUCCCUAAAGCUGACCGCUAUCUACGCCGAGCAGAACAAGGAGGAACUUGCAGAGCACGGCUUCCGGUUCUGCACCGAGUCUCUGGAGACUAAACUGGAGAUGUACAAAGAGCUGCCUGAGGUAGACCAGACAGAGGAGCAGAGUGCACUGAGAAAGGAGACACGCCUCCUGCUUGGUUUGUGUUUGGACUCACGAGCUCGAUACCGAGCCUCAAAAUUACAUCUGAUCCAGGCAGAACUGGACUAUAGGACAGCCUUGGACAUCUGCCACCAGGAGCAAGGAGAGACACACCCACAGACUCUUGUCCUGAUGAGCGAUCUGGCCACCAUCUUGGACCUGCAGGGACGUCAUGAUGAAGCCCUGGUCCUGGUCCAGCAGGCAGUUGAGUUGAGCCAGUCUGUGGGACACCCAGACCAUCACGUGUUGCUGGGAAACUUAGCUGGCAUCCUGCUUCACACAGGUCGACUGGAGGAUUCAGUCCAGUUCUACCAAGAGGCCCUGGAACUGGCCCAGCAGGCUGGAGACCAGGAAGCUGUAGACAGGGUUCAGGAGGGACUGAAGGAGGUGAAGAAGAGGAGGAAGGAGGAGGAGCCAGAGGGUGCAGCACAGUGACUGUGGGCGGAGUCUCUAAGAUCCAUGAUCCAAAUCAAUUGGUUUUCUGGGAUCCACUGUCUGUCCCCAGAUGUUCCCCCUUUGUCUACUACCUGAAAGCUGAACCUGUUCAAGUGUCCAUGCAGUCAGGACACACCCAUCGGUCUUAGUGUAGUUACCUGUUGUUCCCACAGGUGGGACUCACGUGAAUUUCCUGUUUACUCAAACUGUCACAAUAAAAGUGUGAUGUUGAUGGUGAACUGUAUACACAACACAUCAAGGACUUCAUCUAAUCUGAUGUUUGUGUACAGGAGGAGGCGAGGCUAAUGAGAACACUUUAGAACCAACUUGAAGGUGUGCUGCAUGUGGCCCAACACUGGUGGAAAGGAUGAA
Nematolebias whitei (Rio pearlfish) is the source of this 1441-nucleotide messenger RNA. RefSeq names its product tetratricopeptide repeat domain 19 (gene ttc19). Gene Ontology annotation, molecular function: protein binding. Gene Ontology annotation, cellular component: mitochondrial inner membrane. The record is from RefSeq and is a predicted model, not a curated record. Gene Ontology annotation, biological process: mitochondrial respiratory chain complex III assembly. Lineage: Eukaryota; Metazoa; Chordata; Actinopteri; Cyprinodontiformes; Rivulidae.